Prunus avium (sweet cherry) is the source of this 321-nucleotide messenger RNA. RefSeq lists its product as uncharacterized. The record is from RefSeq and is a predicted model, not a curated record. Gene Ontology annotation, molecular function: fatty acyl-CoA hydrolase activity. Lineage: Eukaryota; Viridiplantae; Streptophyta; Magnoliopsida; Rosales; Rosaceae.
AUGGUUCCACGGUUGACAAAUGUUUUUGGGGUAGACCCCAUUAACAUUGAUGUUAAGGAUGUUGAUGCAACACUGAGUCAGAGAAGGAUAGGGUCAGCUGCAAUCCUCACCGUCGGAACUCCCACUGGAGUUUCAGUGGAGAUCAACGUUUCAUACUUGGAUUCUGCUUACCCUGGUGAGGAAGUUGAGGUUGAGGCCAAGGCUUUACGAGUUGGGAAGGCUGUUGGUGUUGUCAGUGUUGAGUUAAGGAAGAAGAAGACAGGCAAAAUUAUAGCUCAGGGCCGUCAUACCGAGUAUCUUGCUCUCGCUGGCAAACUCUGA